UUUACGGAUUUUUUCAACAAGAUGAGGAUGCGAAAUCUGGGCCUUGCUGAACAGCUCUACACAGGGAGAGCAGUAAACUGACUGAAAUAAAACUGUAUUUUUUGUUUGGUUGGACAGAUACAUCCUGGAGCAGCCAUGGUCUAUGUUAACUUGAAAUCCAUCACCCAGCCUGUGGGAAUCAUACGAAUAAUGGCAGUCAUCAUCACUUGUAUGUGUUUCAGCCUGAUGGCAUCAGUGAAACCUGACUCUUCGCCAUACUGGGGGUGGUGUAUGUUCAUCUGGUUCUUCUGCUGCUUUUUCACCCUUCUCAUUCUCAUCCUGGAGUUCACCACUGUCAGCACCAAAGUGCCUUUUGACUGGGAAGACUUCACUGCUGCCUUUGCUAUUCUAUCAACUGUCCUGUGCCUGUGUGCCUCCAUCAUGUACCCGACCUUUUUCAGCUGCAGCACAUGUUACCGUCAGAUUGGAGAUUCCGUGGUAUCCUGGAUUUGUUUUGCACUGUAUUUUGCUGAGGUGGUUUUAACGCGCCUUCUCCCAAGUGGGCAGAACAGCGGAUUUCUCUCCACGCUGCCGGGCAUAAUGAAGAUGCUGGAGAGUUUCUUUGCCUGUCUCAUCUUCCUAUCAUUGGAAAGUGGCCAAUACUCAGGUUCCCCAGCACUGAACUGGUGUGUAGCUGUGUACUCCCUGUGUUUCAUUUUCACCAUCGCCAUAAUCCUGGUCACUGUUGGAAAUCUUACGAUUUAUUUUCCAUUCUCUUUUGACAUAGUUGUGAUUGUUUAUAAUGUUUUGGCAGCGGUGAUGUAUAUAACAGCCAUGGUUGUGUGGCCACUGAGUUCUUUUCACAACAAUAAGAGACCAGUGGGCUGUGGCAACCUCUGUGCCUGGGAUAAAUUGGUUCUAAUCACCGUCAUGACAGUCUUUAACUCUAUUGUUUACACACUGGACUCCAUCUACUCCAUACUUCUUUUUUCUCAGCAGUGAGUGAGUUGCUGCCUAUCAGGACUAUUACAACCGUUAAGAACCUAAAUGAUUUUGAAUAGUCUUUUCUGUACCAAAAUUCGGCCAAUAAACUUUACUAGACUCUGCUGAUACUUAUCAAAAUUGCAUAUGUAAUGGAAAGGUUGACCCUAUUGUGUAUACAUUGUGUAAUACAGCCAGAAAAAAGAACAGUUGGUUAAACAUUAGAGCUGUGAUAUCAUUGUGAUAAAAAUGACAAAUAGAUGAGUAGAACUUUGGAUCCUGAGGGUAAUGUUUUAUUGCCACAUCAAAGUCAAACAGUGUGCCAGAUAAAUAAAUAUUUAUACACCCUAAAACCACUAUAUUGUAUCUGUCUUUAUAUGGCAAGUGAAGAUGCAGGGCAUAUCUAUUCCUCUAAUUUCAUAAUAUAUGUAAAGAAAUAACACGCAGCUCAGAGAUUCAACAGACACCACACACAAAAAAAUGACCAGAUAAUAACAUUAUCAUGCAAUGCUAUACUAUACAGACCCUGCACACAAAGAUAAAGAUUAGCUCUACUCGGCCUACCAAAAGCUUGAAGUGACUGACCUGGCAGGGGAGUUGGAGAUUUUGUCUGAUUAUGUCAGCUCAUAAUUAUUUGACUACUUAAAGGCAGUAAUAGACUUUGCAUCUCCUGUGGGCAAUAUCUACACUUUUAGAUGUCAUUGACAGACCUGCAAGAAAGUUGGAAAUUGAACAUGCAUUAAUUGCUAAUUCUGUACACAAAUCUGAACAUCCUGCUUUUCUAAAUAAACACCCCUGAACAUUCCUUCAGGAGUGCGCCACAGCUGUUGUGACCAGACCCUGACGGGGUGAGAAGAGAGAGAUGUGGGUUAUUCUAAGAAAUGUCAACUCAGGCUAAAUAUCUCUCUAAUAAGAUGAAGAUAAGACCUAGGUAUAUAUUUUAAGAAUUGAAAGUGGUGUGCUCUGUUUGGGAAAAACUGGGUCAGCCUUGCCUUGGAUCAGAAAUUACAAAUUUAAUUCAUUAUCAAAUCAUCAUCAGACAAUUGUUUACGUAAAGGAUAUUUGGUGUCGCUAGAUAUUCUGUGACUGUGUGUGUUUAUUUUUUAUAUAGCAUUACCUUUGCGUAUCUUAUUGUGAAUGGAACAUAGAACUUAUUUAUUUUAUCAUAAAAUAUGUCCGGAUUGUGUUUUUUGAGGCAAAUUUGUAUUUUUUGUGAUUUCUUUUCAAUCAAGUCUUUAAACUAAAUAGAGGAAUUUGUGUAUUUUCAGGAUUUGUUUGUUGUGUUGUUGACUCUCAAUUAUAGUGCAUUUUUAAAUGGUAAGCUAGCAUUGCAAUUUGAUUUAUAUUUUUGUUUAUUUAUUUUUUUCAUUUGAUGUUGAAGUCACUUCCACAAGGUGGACAUAUUUUUUUAUGAACUCUGAAUAUACCAUUGUGACGUAAAGGAUAAAGCUAUUUAGCCUUUUAAUUGCUUUUUUGAUGGCCUUGUCUAAAUAAUAGUAAAAGAACCAAUGUUAAUGUUAAACUUUCAUAAGACUCAUCAAUAACACCCACCAACCCAUUGAUUAUUAGGUCUAGAGGGAAUUAUCUUUUUCACAUAGGGCCAGGGAGGUUUAUAUAGCUUUUCUCCUUAAUAAAUUAAGUAAUAAUUUAAAAACUGCAUUUUGUAUAUAUUACUUAGGUUACUUUUUUUCUCAAAUUAAAAUGCAUGUGCAUGUGCAUGUGUGGGUUCUCACCAGGU
Girardinichthys multiradiatus is the source of this 2698-nucleotide messenger RNA. RefSeq names its product myeloid-associated differentiation marker homolog. The record is from RefSeq and is a predicted model, not a curated record. The transcript has a single exon. The coding region runs from base 136 to 981 and encodes 281 amino acids. Gene Ontology annotation, cellular component: membrane. NCBI's taxonomy places the organism in Eukaryota, Metazoa, Chordata, Actinopteri, Cyprinodontiformes, Goodeidae.